CGCUGUUCCCCGUAACAUAACGGCACAUGUCAAAAAGUGCAACUUCGUACGAUGCGUAAAACUUGUUGUUGUAGCAUACGCUCCAUUAUUGAAAAUUAAACUAUAUUUAUCAAUAACGAUGCGUAAACGUGACAUUAUUCGCCUUUGGAAUCAGGUUGUGGACCAAACGGGCAUCGACAAAUACACGGACAGACAGUGGCAGGAAAUUUACGAAGAAUUCCUGAAUUCCAUGUACGAUAACAAUGAACCCUAUAUAAGUGUUCAAAGUGUGGAAAAGUUAGUGGAUGAGCUUGAGGAGAAUAUGGAAAUUUCAAAAAGUUUGAAUACAAGCUCCGAUAUAGAUGAUGAACCGCUGUCGGCAUUAAAAAAUCGUCUGAAAGAUAAAAUCAAAGUGGAGCCAAUAACUACGCUAAGAAGAUCCACGCGACGAUGUGUGGUUGACAAUAAUAAUUUUAAUCAGCAGUUGGCGAAUAUUAAAUUUAAAUCGGGGCAGCUGCAGACGCAUUUGAAAACAGAGAUGGCAAAGCACAAGGAUAAUGACGAUAUUUUAAUGUUAGGCACAAGCCCCAAACAGGAAAAGGCUCAAACAAAAAAAUCAACAAACAAUAACGCAACUAAAAAGAAGCGAAUAAACUCUGAAAACUUGACAGAACAAAACGAAGCAACUGCAAAACGAAUGCGCACACAAACUAAGCUCACAAUUGAAAAAGGGGACCAUAAGAUUGAUACAAAUGAGAAACAACAAGUGCCUGGCAAAUCUAAUUUAGACAAAUUAAAGUCUAAGCCGCCUCGAAUUAGGCGAGCGAAAUCAAAGGCAGUAUUUGUUAGUGCUUCAGUUGAGUUCAUAGCUAAUCAGUUUUUUUUGUUACCACAGAUAAUGGCACCGACUGCUCACAUGCCACCCUCAGCCAUAAAUUUGACGCGAGGGCCAACUAUGAACAAUACUUCAAGCGCAGAAGAAGCUGUAACUCUAGAAGUUGUUGAAGCGGAAGAUCUCAGUAGUCUAAUGAUAGUGACAGAGAGAGACAGCGAAAAAAAAGAACCUGUUAAUGUUGACAAAAAUGCUGAGCAAGAAAAUGUUGAUUUCAAUCAAUUGUUGGCCAAUGAUGAAUCUCUUGAUGUUGAUAUAAUUAAUGUUACUGAAGACGACGAACCUUUUCAAGGAUUUGACGAAAAGACGAAAAACGAAAUUUAUCGCGAUUUGGCCAAUUCAACACAAUAUCUUGACAAUUUGGCCACCGAAUUGGCGGAUGAAAUUCACUCCGAAUUGGAUUCAAUAUUACACAAUGAUCGCAGCUUAUGCGAUCAGAAUGCGGCGCUGCAAAAUGAUCCCAAAUUAACAAAGGAAUCCAUAGAUUUGCUUGAAGAAAUAGCCGAUCUUUCGCUUACAAAUGAUUUAUUUAUGUCUUCGGAGGCAGCUACAAACAGCUUGGCAACGAACUUUAAUUUAUUAGAACAGAAUACAAUGUUAGACGAUGAGCUUAACUUAACACAGGAAUCCAUAGAAAUAUUGCAGAAUAAUAUCCACUCAAUGGAAAUAAGUCGAACGAUGCUACAAAAUGAUCUAUAUUUGUCCACGGAGACAGGAUCAGAAAAUGCAUCGAUAGAACAUGAUCUCAACUUGACAAACUUAGCAACAGAUGCUCAGAACAGUACAUUCUUGUACCAGUAUGCGUCAAUAUCACAGGGUAAUCUUAACUCAUUGGUUCCACGAGCAAUACUUCAAAGUGAUCGAAGCUCUGCCACGGCUCUUCCACGGAUACCGCAUCAGAAAGUAUCGCCGUGA
Molecule: messenger RNA, 1786 nt
Organism: Drosophila albomicans
Lineage: Eukaryota; Metazoa; Arthropoda; Insecta; Diptera; Drosophilidae
Exons: 3
Coding region: 119-1786 (555 amino acids)
Source: RefSeq, a predicted model, not a curated record